AUGUCAACCUCUCCCUCCCCUUUUGCCCUUUUGGCGGGGCGUUUAAAUUUCCAAGACAAUGAUUUAUAUUACGUCAGCAGGGGAUCCGCAAACACUGCAAACUUGGAUGGAAGCUCGGACCAUCCCAUGUUUGACGCCUUACGUCAUAAUGGAAAACCUAAAAUCCAAAACAGAAAAGACCUUAUUUUCAUGUCUGCUUUGUCCGACUUCACAGCAAUCCACGUCAGUUGGAACGAAUAUCGUCAUGCUAGCCUCCAAUGCCUCUCAGAAAUUACCGUAACCCUUUCCUCUCCGGAAGAUAAGGCCGUCCGAUCGUUAAUGGGGAAAUGGAUUCCGCUGGUCCACCUGGCGAAAGGCAGGUUCCAACUGUUAGCUCUUGGCCCCCAACCCAAGAGAACCACGACGGCUUGGAAUGCAGUUCAUUCACAGCCCAGAAAUUGGUAUGGAGCUCCCCGAGUUCGAAUAGUUGAUUUGAUCCUAAUCAUUCGGGAGGGCAGCAACACGCAUCGCCUGACCACCUGCAUAUCACAAAUCGACGCUUCUUUAUCGGGCCAUUACCUAAGGGCUGGGGACAAAAUCGUCGAAGAAAUUGCCGACACAUCUGUCGGGUACCAACGUCAAUCCACUCAGUUCAUGGGCGCAUCUGCUCUUACAAGAUUCCGACCGAGCUUCCCACAGCCCGAUGAUGUUGAGGCGGAAGACGAAGACAGCCAAACUCUACAAGAGCCUGUAGGGAACGAUAGAACUGCCGGAGAAUCUUCGGGGGGCGGCCGUGUGGACCCCAGGAUAAUCAAAUCUAUAGAUGUUGCUCGAGAGGUCCAACGUCAGGAUGAGGAUGCCGAGGAUGUGGCACACUAUGGACUUUCUCAUCCAAAUAUAAAGCGCAUACAAGGCCAAUCGAGGCCUCGAAAUAGCCCUAUUGCAACAAAUUCUAGCCCCGUUGUACGCAUGUCAUCAGAUGACAAUGUCCCCGAAGCUUACUUCACCGCUCCCGACAUCGAAACCCAAUCAACCAGACCCGAAGUCGACACUCUAGCAGGAACGAAAACCAAAUCGCAAGAACUAAGGAAUCCUGAAGGUGGCGAAUUUCCAAGUUCCUCUUCAUUGCCAUAUAGAAAUAGCUAUGCAACCACUACUGGUGCAUCGGCUAUAUCAACUGCUGAUGGUGCAGUAGUAGGAAUUGACACUGGGUCACAAUCAUCCUUAAUAUCUCAUAAUAAGCAGCCAUCUGCUACCUCGGGUCGCCGUAGGAAGAUAAAAACCCAGUCGCAAGAAUUGCAACCUCAAGAACCCCGUGGAGAAAUCGAUCAGACCGAAGCCGAAUUGGCUAACUCCCAACAAGAUCAUGGACUUAUUGGGCGUGUUAUUUCCGACAGAGUUCGCUUUGGGGUAGAAGAGAGGCUUGACCAUGGGCAGCGUCGGCUACAGGGCCAUUUGGGCCUAUCUAGCGACUCUAGGUCAAGUAGAAGACAAAAACGCCAAGCUCGCCAAAAUGGAGAGGUCCUAAGAGCAGAGAAGAUGUUGGUUCGUAUUGACGUUACAGCACAAACAGUACCCAAUUUUUAUAAUGAUAAUGCUAGCCUCAAGAUAGAGACACGACCAGUGGAAAAUUGGAGGGAAUAUCUUGUUGUUUGCCGGCAAGGUUACGAUGAACAAACUCCAUAUCUUCUUCAAUUCUACAAAACACGCGUGAUACCACAGAUCCAAGGUACCAAAAUGAAGAAGAAAUAUGUUCAUGAAGUGAGGCUUAUCCAAGGGCAGGCCAAUGUAAACCUCUUUUCCUCCCUGGAUAAGACAGUUGUUGUCUGGCACCCUACUAAGACGAAUGGUACUCGUAUAUUCAUUAUGAGGGCCCGGGCUGCCGCACAUUCAGUGGAAUGGUAUACCUUCAUCCGGAAGACUUUGGGCUGGAAACAACCCUCUAGCUUAUUUGUUCACGCCCCUGACCUUGGUGUCUCUCUUGUUCUACAAAAUCCUUUUGUACACCUUGCAAAAGAUAAAUACGACGAGAAUGAAGGUUCUCUUAAUACAAUGGGCGAAGAACAGGCAGUGUCUACUGGAAUAAUACGUACCUGUAUGGAAUCACUGUCUGAAUGUGCUGAGUGGUCCCAGAUUCUUGAUGUCUGGAAGAGAUCCGAAAAAGUUGGAUUAGCAUGGAGGCGGUAUGACCGAAUAGAGUGGAUUCAGGGAGGAAAUGAAGAGAGAAUGUAUGGAACGAUGGCAAUGAGAACUUCACAUGACUUGGAGCUACGCCCGAAACGGCAUUAUCCAACCUACACUGCCGUGGAAUCAUGCGAAGCACCGAUGGAAGAGCCCUCCCCAAUUGAAGGGUUCUUGAUUCUCCUCACAUCCCAACAAGGUACCCACCGACGUUGGGGCAAGGAUUUCUCUAAACGCCUAUAUUUUUACAGUGAAGACCAAUACCUUUGCUUCUGCAAACCAACAAAGGCAUCUACUCCCCACGCUCCGAAGCUUCCCACUGUACUCAACACCCAUUCUUCUACGGCUUCUGAAACUAUUAGGGGCUCACCAGUUAUGUACGAAGUUGACCCAUAUCCGGUUCAAGAUGGAAAGAUUUCAUGGUUAUGCAGCGGCAAUAACAACAAGUCAUACGCUAAGUACCGUGAUCAGAUUGCGUUCGCAGAAAAUCGACGUAAUACCAACAACCUUAGCCAAGCAGAAGGUUAUGUCAAUCUGUGCCGAGUGUCUGAAAUAAAGGCUUUGUCGAACGUAGAAAAUAUGGAACAUCAGAAUAAUAAUGAUGAUAAUUCUGGUGAAACCCGGGGCCAGGUCAGAAACAGCCAUGUCAACGGUAGUUUCUCGGGUACUGCCAGUGACAAUAUCUUUGAGCUUAUACUUGACGAUGGAAUGGUGGUUAGAUUGCGAGCGUAUAACAAUCGAACCCGUGAUGCUUGGAUUUGCAGGAUGGGCCAAUUGGCUACAUACUGGAAGUCUCGGACGAAGGCCGAUAUCAAUACCUUGAAAUCAGUUCGGCAGCACAAUUUGGAAAGGCUUGAUAUAGAUGAAGAGCAGGAGUCAGUUAUUGGACAGUUUGCACAAAAGUGGGAGGUAGCACGGGCAGAGGCCUCUCCUGAGCUGUUUAAUGUUUGUGGCCCCUCUGGAUGCCGGGCAAUCAAGUCAGACAUUUAA
Messenger RNA from Microsporum canis CBS 113480, 3150 nucleotides. RefSeq names its product PH domain-containing protein. Bases 1 to 3150 code for a protein of 1049 amino acids. The transcript is spliced from 3 exons. Gene Ontology annotation, cellular component: prospore membrane. Gene Ontology annotation, biological process: protein localization to prospore membrane; ascospore-type prospore membrane formation. The record is from RefSeq and is a predicted model, not a curated record. Lineage: Eukaryota; Fungi; Ascomycota; Eurotiomycetes; Onygenales; Arthrodermataceae.